Molecule: messenger RNA, 1377 nt
Organism: Adineta steineri
Lineage: Eukaryota; Metazoa; Rotifera; Eurotatoria; Adinetida; Adinetidae
Source: the annotation of a GenBank genome assembly
AUGUAUAAUACUUUAUUCAAUAUAACACAAACUCAAUGUAUAUGUGAAAUGAUAAAAGUAAAUGAUUCAAUAUCUGCUCUAAAUUAUUUUUCAACAAAUCAAACUUGUCAAUUAUUUCGUACAAAUAUUACUUUAAUUUUUCUUGAAUAUUAUUCAAAUUCUACUUUUAUAUUUCUUAAUCAAUCAUCAAUAUCAAUAUUAAAUAUUCGAGAAUAUCCACCUAGUACGCCCUUAUCAACACCGACAACAAUAUCAUCAUCAUCAACAACAACAACAUCAUCAACAACAACAAUAUCAUCAACAACAACAACAACAACAUCAUCAACAGCAACGUCAACAACAAGUGCCUUCAACUUUUUUCCUGAUAAUAUUAUUUAUCCAGUUGGUUCUACUCCACGGUCGGUAGCAGUCAUCGAUGUGAAUAACGACAAUAAACCUGAUAUUGUUGUUGCCAACUUAGGUUCAAAUAACGUCGGCGUUCUUCUCAACGUAGAGAAUGGUACUUUUCUGAAACAAGUUACUUACUCAGUUGGCAAUAGUCCAUUUUCAGUAGCAGUCGUUGACGUGAAUAGUGAUAAUGAACCCGAUAUUAUUGCUGCAAAUUUCGGUUCAAAUACCAUCAGUAUACUUUUCAACGUGGGCAACGGCACCUUUCUGAAUCAAACUACUUACUCAGUCGGCUCUUCUCCAUACUCAGUAGCAGUCGUUGAUGUCGAUGGCAGCAAUAAACCCGAUAUUAUUGUUGCAAACUCUGGUUCAAAUACUCUCAGCAUUCUUCUCAACGCAGGCAACGGUAUUUUUAAUGCUCAAACUACUUACUCAGUUAGCUCUACACCAUACUCAGUAACAGUCAUCGAUGUGAAUAACGAUAAUAAACCAGAUAUUAUUGUUGCAAACUAUGGUUCAAAUACCGUCGGUGUUCUUUUCAACGGAGGCAAUGGCACCUUUCUACAUCAAACUACUUACUCGGCUGGCACUGGCCCGAUUUCAGUAGCAGCCGUUGAUGUCAAUGGUGACAAUAACGCUGAUGUUGUUGUUGCAAAUUUCGGCUCAAAUACUGUCGGUGUUUUUCUUAACGUAGGAAAUGGCACCUUUUUACAUCAAACUACUUACUCAGUUGGCUCUGGUCCACGGUCGGUAGCAGCCGUUGAUAUGAAUAACGACAAUAAACCAGAUAUUAUUGUUGCAAACUCUGGUUCGAAAACCGUCAGUCUUCUUCUUAACAUAGGAAAUGGCACCUUCAUGAAUCAAGCUGCUUAUCCAGUUGGUUCUUAUCCAUGCUCUCUAGUAGUCAUCGAUGUCAAUAAUGAUAAUGAACCAGAUAUUAUUGUUGCCAACCGUGAUUCGAACUCCAUCAAUGUUCUUUUACAUUUUUAA